Messenger RNA from Dimorphilus gyrociliatus, 340 nucleotides. NCBI's taxonomy places the organism in Eukaryota, Metazoa, Annelida, Polychaeta, Dinophilidae. The record is from the annotation of a GenBank genome assembly.
GAUGUCAACUGACUACAUUAAAGAGGUUAUUGAAGAAGUUAACAAUGACUUGAUAGGUUUGACAGGAUAUUAUACUCUGGAUAUGCUCACAGAUAAUACAACAAAUUCAGAUUUUGAAAAUAAUCACUGUCAAAGUUUAAGUUUUGUUAGAGAAAUGUUAAUUGUUCUAUAUGAUUUUUAUUGGGAUGGAGCAGGGCAGAGUGAAGAUAAUAAUAUGGAUAUCUGUUUAAAAAUUUUAAAAACAAUUGCCAAUGUCACCUGCGUUAUUAAUUUGAAACAAGUUCUCAUUGAACUAGGUUUAGAUAUGCUACCAGAUAAUUUUCUAUAUUCAAUGCAUUAG